AUGAAAAGAUUCAAGCUUGAGAGUUGUUCUAAUGCAGAACAACAGGAUGUAAUAUCAUCGCCUCCAACAACACCAUUAACGCCAAUCCAGGCAGUGAAUCAAGAAUAUUCCCCUACAAUAUCUGCGCUUACAAAUUCAUUAUCAUCUUUGAACGAUGCGUCAUUCCAACAUGUUGAGAAGGAUAACCAAGAUCAACAACAACAAGUGGCAUCUUUGCCAACUACUACCUCUUCUUCCCCAAUUACAUCUUCUCCCUCCCUGCUCUCCAAAAUUUAUCUCUACUUCAGUGUCUUUUUGAGUCUCUUCCUUCAAGUUUUCAAGUGUGAGAGCAUGUUCAUGCUUGUAGACCUAGAUGCGCUUUAUCCUACCUCUCCAUCAAUAGAACCAUUGAGUGAGACAUUCAAAGAGAGUGUCACUUCCACAACAUUUGAUUCCUCUUUCAGUUCUGUAUUUUCAGGUACCUCUCUUUCUGAUUUUACUGAACAUGUUGUUCCUCCUCAAGUAUCCUCCAUUUGUACCAACCAAAAACCUUGUAAACCUUCCCUCUCACGUAAAAGUAGUAUCGUUAUCCUUGUUGAUAAUGCUCCAAUAGCUCCUUCUAGUAAGGAAUCGAGGAAGAUGUCAAUCAGCCUCAUAGAACUUGACACACCAAUAUCUAUCUAUUCAGAUGAUGAUCCAGAUUUUGAUACUUAUAGUAGCUCACAAUGUUUGAGUGAUGCUGUGAGUACAACCACAGACUCACUGAUAGAUAUUGACUUUCUUUGUUGCAAUGUCAAUACAUUCACUGCACCAGCCAUUCCUCCAAGAAUGUUCGGCAAGAGAGCUUCUUCACCAAAGUUCUUGGCUGCCUUGAAUUCAAAAGAUGCCUUUGUCAAGCAAAAUUCUACGAGUUCUCUCCUUAGAAGCCAUGUUAAUAGAGAAGAAUUAUUCGAAUUGAAGAGUAGACUCAAUUCUUUUAAAUUUCCUGUCAAGGAUGACGAGUAA
This is a messenger RNA of Naegleria gruberi, 984 nucleotides long. RefSeq lists its product as uncharacterized. The transcript has a single exon. Bases 1 to 984 code for a protein of 327 amino acids. The record is from RefSeq and is a predicted model, not a curated record. NCBI's taxonomy places the organism in Eukaryota, Heterolobosea, Eutetramitea, Acrasida, Naegleriidae.